Molecule: messenger RNA, 759 nt
Organism: Pleurotus ostreatus (oyster mushroom)
Lineage: Eukaryota; Fungi; Basidiomycota; Agaricomycetes; Agaricales; Pleurotaceae
Exons: 7
Coding region: 1-759 (252 amino acids)
Biological process (GO): mitochondrial respiratory chain complex III assembly; translational termination
Cellular component (GO): mitochondrion
Molecular function (GO): translation release factor activity
Source: RefSeq, a predicted model, not a curated record
AUGUCCAUAACUCCCUCUCUCAGAGCUGCUGCCCGCUCUGCCUACCGAGACCUAUGGCGGGCUGCUCGCACAACUUUCUCUGGCGAUGAACCAGUGUUUCAAGCGUUUCGGGAUAAGAUGAGGACAGACGCGUUGCGUCUCAACCAAGUGGCUAGUCCUGAGGCCUACAGUUCGGGAAUAGCCACGACGAAAGAGAUUGCUUCCGUCCUUAGGAAGAACGUAGUCCAAGCGUCCCUUGCCUCUGAACCGGAUCCGGAAGGGCAGUCCUUGUGGAAACUGCGAAUGACACGCGACACAGAGUUGGGCUCAAACGACUCAAUCAAAAACCCUGACCCAAUGCCAUCUAGUCGUAGCAGCCGCAGGCAGAAAUAUAAACCACCUGUUAAUGACAUACGUUUCUAUUCUGCACUUAAAAGAGCACACAAAGACCGUGUUGUCCCCGACCUGAGAGAAGAGGACCUUGAAGAAUCAUUUGUCCGCGGCAGUGGUCCCGGAGGGCAGGCGAUCAACAAGACCAUGAGUAACGUCCAAUUGCUGCACAAGCCGACGGGAAUCCGUGUCAAUUGUCAAGAGACACGGUCUUUAGAACUCAACAGACGUUUUGCCCGUCGUAUUCUUGUGGAGAAGCUGGAUCGGAUUCAGAAUCCUGGACUGUCUAAAGGCGAAUUGCAGAGAGCAAAACAACGCGAAAGAGAACGACGAAGACGCAAGAAGGCAAAGAAAAAGGCACAGGGGAAGGAGAAACUUGCUGAACCUUGA